Molecule: messenger RNA, 800 nt
Organism: Caenorhabditis angaria
Lineage: Eukaryota; Metazoa; Nematoda; Chromadorea; Rhabditida; Rhabditidae
Source: the annotation of a GenBank genome assembly
AUGAAAUUUAUAACCACCCCGAAGCCGCCAGCGCCAAGAAGAAACUCCAGAAGUAGCUGGAGAGCUCAGGUAGGUGGAAAUGUGGAAUUUUGAAAAAAAAAACAGGAAAAAAAGUUUCAGCUAGGAAAAAUAGAAACCAAGCAACUUAUUCCAUUAAUCUACACAACUUUUCGAUUUAUCAACCUUUCGAGCUCGGAAAUCUAUGGAAUCGACUCAUUCUUCAUCGAUUUCCAUCGCUAUUUAUACAUCAUAACAUUUGAAGUUAUAUUUUUGCUAUCUGCAAUUCUUGCCGCAUUUGGAACAUCUCAUCAAAAACCACUAUUGCUUACACCAAUUCUACUUAUCGAAAUACUCACUUUCAUCUCAAAUUUGAUACUUUUACCAAAGACUGGCAAUUUUCCGUUUGUUUUUAUUCUGGCAUAUGUAAUUUAUUGCAAUGUUGCGGUUUUUCGACAUUUUUGGAGAAUGGUGAGGAUUUUUGAUGGGGUAUUUUGGAUACAAAAAACGGUUAAAAAAUUCUAGUCAGGAUUUAAGAACUGUAAUUUUUCAGAGAAAAAGCCUGGAUCGUGAUUUACAAUUCUCCUUGGACAGCGACGAUGAAAGCGAAGCCGAAAAUCGAACGUAAAUAUCUAUUUUCUCAAUUUCAAUUUCUCCUCAAAUAUUCUCAACAUACUUCCAGAUUAUGGACAACAAUUUCAAUGCUUUUCCAUCGAACUCCCGAAAGUUUGCCGAAAAAACGUGUCUUUUUCGAGAUGCCAACCACUUUUGCCAACUCAAAUGUCCACAAACCAUAUGCAUGA